AUGCCUCAACAAAACGAAUGUUAUACAUUUUCUUCAAAUUCAAUUGUUUCACAUAUUGAUUAUUCUGAAGCUCAAAAUAUUCUUGAAUUAACAACAACAAAACAAAAACAACUUCGUCGACAACGUUCACAAGUUUUAUAUAAACAAGUUUUACUUAAACGAACAUAUACACUUGUAUGUGAUUUAUUAGAUUCAGAUUGUUCAUAUUCUUCUAAUCAAACAUAUAAAUGUCCAUCAUCACCACUUUCAAUCAUCGAUACAAAUAAACGAAAAUUAACUUCUGUUGAUGAUGAAAUUGAACCAGUAAUUAAAAAAUCUAAAAGUCUCAUGGAUAAAUGUUAUGAUAUAAAAAAUGAUAAUGAUGUAUUACAAUUUCUUCGUGAACUCAAUUCUGUCAAAGUAUCAUCCAGUGAUGACAAUGAACAAAAUAUACCAAUUAUCGUCUUUGUUGUGUAA
This is a messenger RNA of Rotaria sp. Silwood1, 456 nucleotides long. Lineage: Eukaryota; Metazoa; Rotifera; Eurotatoria; Philodinida; Philodinidae. The record is from the annotation of a GenBank genome assembly.